Molecule: messenger RNA, 1919 nt
Organism: Arachis stenosperma
Lineage: Eukaryota; Viridiplantae; Streptophyta; Magnoliopsida; Fabales; Fabaceae
Exons: 9
Coding region: 98-1624 (508 amino acids)
Cellular component (GO): nucleus
Source: RefSeq, a predicted model, not a curated record
CCUGCCGAUUUCAUUUUGGUUUUUGUUUGAACCUGAACUGAACUGAAGGAAGUACCAACCCCAUCUCACAAUAACACCGAUACAUACACAUUUCAUCAUGGGAGAGGAAACACCGGAGACUGAAACUCCGAAGAAUGUUGUCAAGGCUGAGACACCUGUUAUUGUUGAGACCCAAAUUGAGACAGCUAUGCUUUCUCGCGUCCCUCACUUCAAGGAACAAGCAGAUUCUUUGACAUUUGAGGGGGUUCGUAGACUGCUUGAGAAGGACCUGGGGUUGGAGGAAUUUGCAUUGGAUGUCCAUAAGAGAUUUAUCAAGCAAUGUUUGGUAAAGUGCUUAGAAGGUGUUGGUGAUGAUGAUAGCCAAAAGAUAUCUGGGGAGGCAGGGGUGAAAGGUGCAAGUACAAAAGAACCCAUAGGAUCAACAGAUGAAUGCCAAUCAAAAGAAGAUGCAAAGGAUCGUUGCCCUGAAGAUGAGGAGAAAAUGGAAGAUUCUCCAGUCUUGGGUCUACUUAAAGAAAAAGAAAAGAAGGGAGUUAAAAGGGAAACCAAGGAAGAUAAAGACAAUGGUGGAAAAGUAGUUCCAAGUGAAACUCUAAUUAAGAAAGCACUUCGAAAAAGAGCUACUUACAUCAGGACUAAUUCAGAGAAAGUCACAAUGGCUAGCCUUCGUCGACUAUUGGAAGAAGAUCUUAAACUCGAUAAAUUUGCUCUUGAUGCCUACAAGAAGUUUAUUAGUCAACAGCUAGAUGAGAAGUCUUUGUUAAAUGUGAAGGUAUUGAAUUCUUCAGAAGUUUCAAAACCUUCAAGCAAUGCCAAGAAAAUAGUGAAGAAGAAAGGUGAUACCCCAGUAACUAAAAAGUUAAGCAGUGUAGAAGAGAGCUCUGAUGCUUCAGAUAAUGAGAGUGAUGAGGAAGUUGUCAAACCAAGAAAGGAAAUGGUUAAAAAGGCGAAGAAGCAGAGUACCACUGAACCUAAAAAGCGAAGCGGAUCCAUGGAGGAAAAAAAUCUGCCUAGUAAGAAAAGGGCCAAGCCAGCUAAAGAUGCUUCAGAAGACAGCAGUGAUGCAGAAGGUAGUGGAGGAGACUCUGAAGAUCAGUCCCGUUCUUCCCGAGAGAAACUCACGAAGAAGAAAGAAGUUUCAACUCCUGUGUACGGUAAACGUGUGGAGCACUUAAAAUCUGUUAUUAAAGCAUGUGGAAUGAGCGUGCCUCCUUCAAUUUACAAAAAAAUCAAGCAGGCACCUGAAAACAAGCGAGAAACCCAGCUAAUCAAGGAGUUGGAGGAGAUACUGUCUAGAGAAGGAUUGUCUUCUGAUCCUUCUGAAAAGGAAAUCAAGGAAGUUAGAAAAAAGAAGGAAAGAGCAAAAGAACUUGAGGGUAUUGAUUUAAGUAAUAUUGUGUCGAGUUCAAGAAGGAGGUCAGUGACAAGCUUCACACCUCCUCCUCCAAAGCCCAAGAUUCCAGUUGAAACUAAUGGCAAUGAUGCUAAGUCUGGUGAUCAUGAUAAAGAUGAUGAAGAUGAUGAUGAUGAAGAGGAUGAAGAAGAUGAAGAGGAGGAAGAUAGUAGUGAUGCUGAAGAAAGUCAAAGCGAUGAAUUUAAUGAAGAUGAAGAUGACAGUGAUUGAAAUUAAGGCAGGUACUUUAGUGGUUAAAACUUAAGAAAGGUUAGAGUUGAGAACUUUGUAAUGUAAUGUGUCAUCUCGUCAGCUUGUGUACUUACAAGACCCCUCCAGCUUCUCAUCAAUGGUGUUAUAUUUUUCUGAGGACCACAUUGUUAGGAGCCUUAGACAAACUCUGGUUAGAAUUUAGUCUUGAUGGGGGCGUUAACAUUUAGAUUGUGCAAAUGGCAGUGCGAUGAGUAUGAAGUUAAUACUGUUUCUUGUGUUAUUAAAUCUCAGCAAAACAUAUUUCAAUUAGUAA